Asterias rubens (European starfish) is the source of this 3475-nucleotide messenger RNA. RefSeq names its product importin subunit alpha-7-like. Gene Ontology annotation, cellular component: nucleoplasm; cytoplasm; nucleus. The transcript has 14 exons. Gene Ontology annotation, molecular function: protein binding; nuclear import signal receptor activity. Gene Ontology annotation, biological process: NLS-bearing protein import into nucleus. The coding region runs from base 141 to 1715 and encodes 524 amino acids. Lineage: Eukaryota; Metazoa; Echinodermata; Asteroidea; Forcipulatida; Asteriidae. The record is from RefSeq and is a predicted model, not a curated record.
CAAUAUCCGCAUUUUACAAAAUGUUCAACUACUAGUUAAUUGAAAACACUAAUUUGUCGUCGACGAAAAGUAGUGUGCACAAGUCUGCCGGAAAUAGAUGUGUAUUUUGUGGAAUUCUUACGAAAGAAAGUACAGCAACUAUGGCAAGCUCUAACCAAAACAAAGGUCACUUCCAUAUGUAUAAGAACAAGGCGUUGGGAUUGGAUGAACUGCGCAAACGACGAGAGGAAGAAGGAGUUCAGCUUCGAAAGCAGAAGCGGGAAGAGCAGAUUUUCAAGAGACGGAAUGUUGAUAUUCUACUUGAGAAUGAGUCAUCUCAUCAAGAUAGCCUUAUCACCUCUACACAGGGCUUUGUCAGUCCAGAUAUGGUUCAAGCUUUGAUGAGUGAUGAUGUCACCCAACAACUUGCCGCUACACAAAAGUUUAGAAAAUUGCUCUCAAAAGAACCCAAUCCGCCCAUAGAUGAAGUCAUUCACACAGGAAUUGUACCAAGAUUUGUUGAGUUUCUACAAAAUGAUAGCAACAGCACGCUACAAUUUGAAGCUGCAUGGGUUCUAACUAAUAUAGCAUCAGGUACAUCCCUACAGACACGCUGUGUUAUAGAGGCUGGAGCUGUCCCAUUGUUUAUCCAGUUGCUCAACUCAGACUUUGAAGAUGUUCAAGAACAGGCUGUAUGGGCUCUUGGUAACAUUGCAGGAGAUAGUCCAGACUGCAGAGACUUUGUUAUUGAUAGUGGAAUCAUUAUGCCAUUAUUACAAUUACUUGCAAAAUCCAACAAAUUAUCGAUGACAAGGAAUGCUGUAUGGGCCUUGUCCAAUUUAUGUAGAGGAAAGAACCCACCACCAACCUUUGAUAAGGUAAAGACCUGCCUACCAGUAUUAUCCCGUCUAUUAUUCCAUAAUGAUCAAGAUGUAUUAGCAGAUGCUUGUUGGGCUUUAUCGUAUCUGUCUGAUGGUCCUAAUGAGAAGAUUCAAGCUGUCAUAGACAGUGGAGUAUGCAGGAGACUAGUAGAGCUACUCAUGAAUGCGUCUCAGAGUGUUGUAUCUGCUGCCCUCAGAGCUGUAGGAAAUAUCGUCACAGGAGAUGACAUUCAAACACAGAUAAUCCUGAAUUGUUCAGCUCUACCGUACCUCAUGCACCUACUGAGUAGCCCUAAGGAAUCUAUUAGGAAAGAAGCUUGCUGGACUAUCUCAAAUAUCACCGCUGGAAAUAGACAACAGAUACAGUCCGUCAUUGAUGCUAAUAUCAUCCCAGCUCUAGUAGAUGUUCUUGGAAAGGCUGAAUUCAAGACAAGAAAAGAAGCUGCCUGGGCCAUCACAAAUGCUACCUCUGGUGGUGGCGCUGAACAGAUCAGAUUUAUUGUUGAACACAACUGCAUUCCACCGCUGUGUGAUCUACUGACAGUGAUGGAUCCUAAGAUUGUUCAGGUAGCCUUGAAUGGUCUGGAUAAUAUCUUAAAGCUUGGUGAGCAAGAUGCCAAGACUAUGGGAGCACAGAACCAAUAUGCUCUCAUUGUUGAGCAGUGUGGAGGCAUUGAUAAGAUAGAGUUCCUACAAUCGCAUGAGAAUCAAGAUAUCUACCAGAAGGCCUUUGAUAUCAUUGAUCGUUACUUCAGUAGUGGAGAAGAAGACACCAAACUGGCCCCUAAGAUUGAUGAGAAUGCUCAAGUCUUUGAAUUUGCUGCUCAAGAGAACAUAGAUGACUUCCAGUUUUGAAGAGACACGGAGACGCCUUAAGUCACGAGUGGCGCUAAAUGAUUUAUGAGAUGGGGUAAUGUAUAAGCUGAACUGUGUACGAUGGAGUUGUGAAAAGCAGAUUUAUCCUCCAAUGUUAAUUCUAUGGACAUAUUUUGAGCUCUCUGUUCAGCAGAAAGUCCCAGCAAACAGUUCCUCCCGAACUCCUGCCUCGGCACUAUUUCAUAAAGCUGCCAAGUUUCAUAAGCACAGACAAAUCUUACUUGGCAGAAACAAGUUGCCAACCAUGCAGUGUUAACUGCUGCUCACUAAAAUCCCCUGCCUAAGAUCUGCUUAGGAAAUGAUUGACAAGUAACUUGAACCAUGCCGCAGCUUUAUAAAAUAAGUGUCAUCGAAAACACAAUCAUCCCCCCCCCCAUGUUUAGCCGGUUUGUAUCCCGCAUGCGAGAGAGUUCUGUGUUGGUUACAUCAUGGAGGUAACUAGUUGCUGACUUCAUAUGUAGGCCAUUUCCAACUUAUCAUUGAUGGGUAAAUGUGAUGAAAACCAGAAGAAAAUGUGAAAGCUUGGUGUGGAUAGGUACAAGUAUGAUAGCUAGACCUCUCAAGUUGUCGGCCCAGCUGGUGUAUCAACAAGUAUAACUAGCUUAAAGUCCCAAGGGAAGGAGAUUGUAUGUGAGAUUAGUGCGUUGGAGAUAGAGUUGUAUGUGAGUGUAUUGUGUGGUGAUUUCUAUCUGUUUGAAAGACAAUAAUAAGAUAUAAGUCAAUACUAAGCAUCCUUUUUUUCAUCUUGCUCUCCCCAAAUAAGAACAAUGAGCUUCACCAGAUUUUUACUAUAAUUAAAAAACUUCAUUUUACUGAGGAGAACUAUUUGAAAUGAAGGAUGAUGGUUUUUAAUAGAAAUUCCACCAAUAAAUCUGAUUUGGUUUUUUGUGUGCGUUAUCGUGACUUAAAACCUUUGAAAUAAUAAGAAACAAUGAUUCACAAAAUGCUGCUGUAUAAGCCAUCUUCGGAUUUCUUCCUUUAUGCAUAACAGAAAAAUUAAAAUCUUAAACAAAUAUAUAAAAAGAAUGGAAGUGGUGAAGAUUUUGCUACAAAAUAUUAAGAAUUGAAAUAUGUGAUAAGGGAGAUGUUAUAAAAAAGUAGGGGGUGCAACAUGGGUGUAAGCAGAGCCAUUUAUUGACAGGGUUGCAACAACUUAAUAACAAAGCUCUGGGUUUUAGGUAAAUUUCAUAGAAAGUAUGACACCUGUCAUUCAAUCAAUUUAGAACAAUAGUGGUUAAGUGUACAUAUGCACAGAACCAGUCCCAGGAAAUGACGUUGCAUAGUAUUUUGGCUGGUAACCUUUUGCUUGGCCCAUUUCCGGGUAGUUCUUGUAAUGCAACAAAGGUUUGGUUUACAAAUCAGAGGAAUCCGUUUGAUGCUUUUAGUCUGCCUUAAUAUCAAACUCAAUUACUGCUGUUUUUGAAUGAUUCAUAUACAUUGUAACUACAAUUAAAAUAAAAUAAAAUAAAAUUGCAAUUUCGACUACAUUUUUUUAUGUGAACUUACAAAAUGUAAUGUGCCACACACUUUGAACACCCUCAUUUAACCCUCCUGCUAUUGGUACCAUUAUUCAAUCUGUCUUAUGUUGAUAGCUGAUCAUGGUUUCAUGUAAAUGGUUGUGGAAUCAACGAAGCACAAUUAAAUAUACCAUGUUGUACCUACCUUAUAAAGGCACUGGACACUAUUGGUAAUUACUCAAAAUAAUUGUUAUCAUAAAAACUUACUUGGUAACGAGCAAU